GAAAGAAAAAGAACUUUUCUUCUUUUACUUCUCUGUCUAAACUAAACGUAUUUUCUAGUUUGGGCUUCUCGAAUCUCGGUUUUCUGAAAUUAACUUAAAUUAUUUUGUAUUUGUAAACAAAAAACUUAAAUCAAUCUCAUUUCGAAUGUUGGUUAUGGACAGUACCGUUUCUUUGCAUUUCAUAAGGUUUGUUGUACUGGUUUCAUGGACCUUAUGAAAUUUGUUGUCAGAUCUGAGGAUAAGGAGGUGUCAAUUUUGCCUGAAAUUACUGAAACAGCAUCUCCCAUGAAUUCUGAGGAGAGAUUGAGGUAUUUGUACCUUACUUACAUAACUCCACCUAAAAGUAACUGAGACAUGGCAGAACAUGUUGGAGUGAAUGAUGUUGAUUCAGAUUUACUUGUUUUGAAAAGUGCUAAUUCUGUGAGUCAAGAUGAUACCGGAAAUGAAAGUUCAACCCAAUCUAUAGCCACCCCUCCUAAAAAGCGUAAAUCAAGAAAACAGCAAAAGUAUAGAAAAGCUUGGGAACAUUUCCCGGAGUUUAGCUUUUGGUUGGAAGAGGUUGAAAAUAACUGUUAUAAAGCGAGGUGCAAAGUGUGCAGCAAGGUUCUGGUUGCUGAUAUUAGUGUGCUUCAAUCUCACUCUCAAGCGAUAAAACAUUUAAAUAACUCUGAAGAGUUCCGUCAGGGAAUAAAAACGUUGGAAGCAUUAAGUGGGGUGGGAAGUGGGCGAUCAAGUGACCCCCCCUCUAGAUCAUUGUUUCAAAGGAAAUCUGCAAACGAAGAACAGAAAGCCAAAGAAGUUGCUGAGGACAUUGACUUUGACUGUUUGUCCAUAUCAGAUCAUCUCCAGGAGCAGUUGAGUGCAGAAGGGAACUAUACAGAACAUUCGGAAGGACAGCAACUGUCAGCCAUGUCCGGGAGAAGGCCUGUAGCCGAGCCUCCGUCCUACACCAGCAAAGCUAUAGUGACCAAGCCAGCUCCUCCGUGGAAAGCUACUGCCAUUGUAAAUGGUCAUGUUACUCGAUUGGAACUCAAUGACUACAAAGGCAGAUAUCUUAUUUUGUUCUUCUACCCACAAGAUUUUUCUGCAGUGUGUCCCACGGAACUGUUGUCACUGAGUGACCGAGUGCUGGAGUUCCGAGCUGUCCAGACUGAGAUCGUGGCUUGUUCUGUGGACUCUCACCUAACACACCUGGCGUGGGCGCGCACCCCGCGUAAUGAGGGUGGCCUUGGCAACCCCAAGAUACCUCUGCUGGCCGACCCCACACACAGCAUUGCCCGCGACUACGGUGUCUUACUGCCUGACUUGGGUCACACUCUCAGAGCACAUUUCAUAAUAGACAGGCGAGGUAUCCUUCGUCACAUGUUGGUGAACGACCUUGGUGUAGGAAGAAACAUUGAUGAACUGUUGCGGAUCACCCGGGCCCUUCAGUAUGUGGAUGAGACAGAAACCGGUUGUCCUGCGGACUGGAAACCUGGACUGCCCGGAGUCUGAGCAUCACCGUUAUCAAUUAAUAUUUAAUUUAAUUAUGACAAUUCCAGUGUUUUUGGCCGUACAACCUUGAUACAUUCAUACAUUAUGUAAAAUACAUUUAAUA
Messenger RNA from Macrosteles quadrilineatus (aster leafhopper), 1597 nucleotides. RefSeq names its product peroxiredoxin-4-like. The record is from RefSeq and is a predicted model, not a curated record. Gene Ontology annotation, biological process: cell redox homeostasis; hydrogen peroxide catabolic process; cellular response to stress. Gene Ontology annotation, molecular function: thioredoxin peroxidase activity; DNA binding. Bases 355 to 1494 code for a protein of 379 amino acids. The transcript is spliced from 6 exons. Gene Ontology annotation, cellular component: cytosol; endoplasmic reticulum. Lineage: Eukaryota; Metazoa; Arthropoda; Insecta; Hemiptera; Cicadellidae.